Messenger RNA from Bipolaris maydis ATCC 48331, 2019 nucleotides. RefSeq lists its product as uncharacterized. Lineage: Eukaryota; Fungi; Ascomycota; Dothideomycetes; Pleosporales; Pleosporaceae. The record is from RefSeq and is a predicted model, not a curated record.
AUGGCAACACUCUGUCAGCGACUAGCGCAUCCGUUCCGGCGCCCUGUCCACUAUUACACGAUUGCAGAGCCGUCUCUUACACCUGAACAGCUUCAGAGGCAAAGGGAGAAGGAGAAGCAAAGAAUACUGGACAGGAUUGAAAAUGAUCUGGACGAUGGGCGGGUCAGGCCAAGAGGUAGCAAUUCUUCAGACAGCCUUCCCGUGAUCAUCGAUAGAGGCCCGUAUAGGGGGUGUUUAUAUCCAAAAGAUCAGCUUUAUUUUAACAGUGUCAUGCUAGCGGCGGAUUCAGAACCGAGAUAUGCUGGCCCACCUGGUAGAGAGCUGAGGCAAGAGACUCAUAGGACCCCAACUCAGCGUCCAAAUGGCAGCAAUGAUAAGGGCCCCUCCGCACAACCCGUGCCUAGCGAAUGGAUGGCUGCUUUGAGGAAUGCAAGAGACCUAAAAGAAUGGGAGGGAAGAAACAGCAUCAACCUCAUACCAGCCCGUGUUAAGCCCUCAAGUAACACGCAACCGCCCCCGAGAUCGCUAUCGCCGCCUCGAGGACCGAUCACACCCGGCACACAGGAGUGGGACAGGUUCAUGGACUUCCCAUUGGAUAAUCCCUACCACAUAUAUCAUAACGAUGACCGUAAGCAGUCUGAUGAGGAUCUUGCCGCUUCGAAUCCCCCGAUCUUGUCAAGACCAACAGCUGUGACCGAACCACAGGCCCCUUUGCGAUCCCAUAACAUUCAUGCUCGUUCUGAAGCUCAAUUGGGAUGCCAUGUACCGCCAAUCCCGACAAGUAUCCCAAUAAAACCACUUGAAAUCUCAUCGAUCCAAGCUAGACCGACGCAAUCACUGACAUGGAAAUCAGCAUUGAAGAGUAUCCUGUUCCACGAGGAAGUCGACCCUGCGAUGAGAGCUUCGGUUAUGGAAAGGGCACAGUGUAGCUCUACCAUUGGAGCACCAGAACACCAGGUGAUGCCUCUUUUUGCUCCUGCAGACGUCGGCCUGGUGCCAAAUUUCAGCUACCCGAUCGCUGCAAGUGCAUUUUACGACCGCAUUGAUGCCGCACAGACACCUCGGGCACGCUCACCUCAGGAGAAAGAGCAGCGAUACGAAGAGCUGUUACCAAAUGGUGUUCUCCCUGAGCACCGUAGUCAUGCAAGCUCAAAUGAGACACUCUAUCGUGACCCAUCGCUUUUGAACUGGCCCCUGCGAGGAGGGCAGUGCAGAGGACAUGUCGCAUUGACGAAUGGUGUCCCGCCAGGGUACUACCCAUCGUCAAGCUCUAGUAGCUCCAGCGAUACUCCCCCCAACCCUCACCCGCGCUCUCCGUUUCCUCCCAAUCUAGUACCAGAACAGAUAUCUGCGUUACUUCGUUCCCUUCUCACAUCGCCAGAACUCACGCUGCACCAUCAGAUAGUCCAUCAGACAACGCCCGUAAGUACCUCAUCUCAAUCUAGACUCGAGACACACGCACGUCUUAUCAAGAAGCUCACUGCCGCAGUCUAUGGGCUCCAGGUCUGCAUCGCUGGACUAGAGGAUAAUCUCGUCCCGCAACUCAGCACAUACCUCGAGCAUAAAGACCGCGAGAUCGAUGAUCUGGAUGUCGAGAUAUCGCGGCUCGGAAAUGAAAUCACUGAGCUGAGGCGAACCGUGGAUUUCGGUACCAGGGUUCUGAGUCAAUGCCGAAGUCGCGAAUGGGAGAUCUGGCACACAUUAUUUGAUAUUCAGCGAAAGCGCGAAGAAAGGUGUAAUUCUCUCUCACAUGUCUUCUCCAGACCAAGAUCGGGUACGGUGCCGCAUGCUGAGGCAGCUAACCUCAGCGCGCCGCCAUCCAGUGCAGCUCAGGCUGUGUCUUCCGGAAGGGCAGCCAGGGGUGUUCUCAAGAAAAAGGAACUCGAUGCUCUUCUACUCAUGGCAAAGCAGAAUAUCGAAAUAAUUGACGAGGGCAUGAAAGAAAUGGCGGGGACGGUGCAAGCGUAUCUGACGAGGAACGGGGAUGCUGAAAAAAAGGAGGAGGAGCAGGAAGGGUAA